Messenger RNA from Nanorana parkeri, 1080 nucleotides. RefSeq names its product large neutral amino acids transporter small subunit 3-like. The transcript has 9 exons. Gene Ontology annotation, biological process: neutral amino acid transport; transmembrane transport. Lineage: Eukaryota; Metazoa; Chordata; Amphibia; Anura; Dicroglossidae. The record is from RefSeq and is a predicted model, not a curated record. Bases 13 to 1080 code for a protein of 355 amino acids. Gene Ontology annotation, molecular function: L-amino acid transmembrane transporter activity; neutral L-amino acid transmembrane transporter activity.
UAGAACGUGGACAUGGCUCCUUCUCUGAAAACUGCAUAUGCUCGUCGCUGGUGGAUUGCUUGUACAGCAGUACUGGAAAAUCUUUUCUUCUCAGCAGUUCUUUUUGGAUGGGGCUCACUUCUCAUCAUGCUGCAACAAGAAGGAUUUUAUUCACACCUAUGCACAGAAUCAAACUCCACUGAAGAUAAUUUAACAUUCAUUAAAACAGCAGGGGAUAGCAGGGAAUUUCCACAGCCAUGGCCAACAUGCACAGCACAGGAGGAGAUGCUCAAUUUGGGCUUUACAAUUGGUUCCUUUUUACUAAGUGCAACGACUCUACCCUUGGGUAUACUGAUGGAUCGUUAUGGGCCUCGUCCACUGAGAUUAGUGGGAAGCUUUUGUUUUGCUCUGUCCUGUGCUCUAAUGGCUCUUGCUGGAUAUGAUCAAUCAGUACUGGCCCCGGUGAUAUUCCUUGCUCUGUCUCUGAAUGGGUUUGGAGGUAUCUGUUUGACCUUUACAUCUUUAACACUACCAAAUAUGUUUGGCAACCUCCGUUCCACCAUGAUGUCUCUAAUGAUUGGAUCUUAUGCAUCUUCUGCCAUAACAUUUCCAGCCCUCAAACUUAUAUACGAGGCAGGUAUCUCCUUCGUGGGGAUUAUGUUGGGUUGGUCCGCUUUAGCUUGCCUGAUUUUUCUCAAUUGUCUCAUCAACUGGCCAAAGGAAUCUAUCCCAUCACCUGAAGAAACCACUUAUAAGAAAAAGGUCACAUUGCGCUCUCUUGCACUAGACCACAAAGUCACCGGAGAUCAGUUUUAUACCCAUGUGACCAUGGUUGGCCAACGUUUAAGUCGGAAAGGAGAUCAUGAAGGAGGUCAUUUGUCUAAUGAAGACUUGCCAAAACAUGUAAAAAAUAAUGCACCUUUGCCUACAUUCGUACAAAGUGCUCGCUCCCCCAUCUUCCUAUUCUCACUUAUAACUAUGAUGAUGACACAGCUUCGGAUAAUUUUCUUCAUGGCUUCAAUGAACAAAAUGAUUGAAUACUUGAUGACUGAACCUCAAGAAAAUGGUCAGCACAUAAACGCCAUUGACCAUUCGGUUUAA